GUAGCUGGGACUCCAGAAGAUCGAGUCAGAGCAAGACCGAGAGCAGCAAGACCAAGAGCAUCUCGCCUAAAGACUUGCGCCAGCAUCCGAAGAUAAGAGCAGUAAAGAACAGUGAAACCAACAGGUGUGAGCUCCAUCCUCCGUCCGUCUCCCAUCCAUCCAUCCAUCCGACGUCCUCACCACCCACCCAGAGAACAGAAUCAUGAACGUUGACACAGCGCUGUGGGGGGUCCUGGUAGGUCUGAUCCUAGCCAUGGCUGGGGUGGGUCAGUGUCUGCAGGAGGAGAGGGCUGUGGAGAACAACAAUCUGCCAGGGGAAUCAGGAGAGGUGCUGGCACUGGAGGGCGAGCGCGUGGAAGGGUUUAAUGAGUUGGACGAUCGUCUCCUAGCCGCUGUGAUUCACUCUCUGCUCCAGAGAAACACCAGGAACCCCUCCGUUCUCCACCAGCCUCAGAGGUUUGGUCGUGACAGCAGAGGACACUUGAUGAUGGAGGACAGGAUACAGUCCAGAGACUGGGAGCAGGCUCCAGGACAUAUCUGGGGCAUGGCUGUGCCGCAGAGAUUUGGCAAGAAAUAGGCUUUGGUUGAGACUCAACAUCUCACUCACAUCUCUGCUGGUAAUAAAGAAUGUGGUUCAACACCCAGAAAAUAUAGGUUGAAAGUAAAAUAUGGACUCAUACAUUAUCCAGUAGAUAAAUGUUCUCUCUCCCUAACCUGCUGAGUUCCAUUCCAUUAAGCUGUAUAGAACUAGGAGAUCUUGGAAACUAGUAAACACCCACCACUUCUCUCAGAUUUUAGCAGUGCUGAUUGGUGCAUAUUGGAAAUCUGGGAGAAAGUUGAAAACAGAGUAGGUGCGCUUGAUUUAUCACGCCACAUAUUGGGGCGACCUGAAAUCAAGUGCACCUAAAGUUAGAGCUGCUGUAAAUUGGCAGCGUACUUUUGAUCGUUGCUCUGCCAUUCUCUGUUGAACCAAUAAAGGCUUCUGACUUGACAGUGUCUGUUAUGAGUGUUAUGGGUGAUUGGAGAGGGUAAAUAUUGACUCAAUGUGAGCCUGAAGAGUGUAUAGACUAUUAUUAGUGUAUAUUAGUGUAUAGACCCUAGAGUUUCUCUGAUCCACUUCUGUUGAGCCACAAGCUAGGUUUCCGUCCAACUGGCAACAGAUUUUGAUGCGAAUAUUAUAAAACCUGCAUUAAAAACAAUAUGUGUUUCCAUCUAAUUGACUUGUUGCCGAUUAAAAGGCCGUGUGUGACGACAUUGUGCACAUGAAAAUACAUUUUUGCAGGUUAAAUUACACUGAAAAAAAACCAAACAAGUUAAAUGGGUUUCUGUUGCAUUUUCCAAGUAUACUGAUGGUUUUGUCAGAAGAAAAACGAUUUAAAUCACGACCCCCCUCUGGUGUUGACACAUGAGCUCUAAGCCAUCAGCUCACAGAUACAGUGUAGGUAUAGCCUAUAUGAUGAGAUUAUUAGGGACAAAAGAGUCAGAUUAUUUUCAUUUGUCAAACGGUAGCCAAGUAUCAUGUCACCGGAAUAAAACCCGGGAUAUUUAUCGUAAAGGAGCAUCAAUCUCAUCACCUUGUACUUUCACCACCUUGUGAAGUUCAUCACAAUUCAUUUAAUCUGUAGCCAAAUAAACUUCAUGCUUUCCUGAGUGGUAGUGGGAGGACAGUGGGGGUAAAGUACUUAAGUAAAAAUACUUUAAAGUACUUCUUAAGAGGUAUCUGUACUUUACUAUU
Oncorhynchus mykiss (rainbow trout) is the source of this 1735-nucleotide messenger RNA. It is a transcript of the gene npffl, whose product is annotated as neuropeptide FF-amide peptide precursor like. The record is from RefSeq and is a predicted model, not a curated record. Gene Ontology annotation, molecular function: neuropeptide hormone activity. Lineage: Eukaryota; Metazoa; Chordata; Actinopteri; Salmoniformes; Salmonidae.